Molecule: messenger RNA, 5722 nt
Organism: Megalops cyprinoides (Indo-Pacific tarpon)
Lineage: Eukaryota; Metazoa; Chordata; Actinopteri; Elopiformes; Megalopidae
Gene: bod1l1
Product: biorientation of chromosomes in cell division 1-like 1
Exons: 35
Coding region: 110-5632 (1840 amino acids)
Source: RefSeq, a predicted model, not a curated record
AGCGCAAGGGAACCCAAGACAGUCACAUGAAACGGAACUAACAUUUUAUAUAUACUUAUAUUUUGUAUUAUAAUUUUAUUUGUUUUAAAAGUACCGCAUUGGAUUGCAUAUGGCUGGUUUACCGCCCGGAGACCCGCAGCUGGUCUCGAUGAUCGUAAACCAUCUGAAAACGCAAGGUCUUUUUGACCAGUUUAGAAGGGACUGCUUGGCGGACGUUGAUACAAAGCCCGCUUAUCUGAAUCUUAGACAGCGAGUGGACAAUUUCGUGUCCAACCACCUGUCCAACCACACAUGGAGCCCUCACCUGAACAAGAACCAGCUGCGGAACAACAUCCGACAGCUGGUGCUCCAGUCAGGGAUGUUGGAACAGGGGGUUGACAGGAUAGUCGCCCAGGUCGUGGAUCCCAAAAUCCACCACACCUUCAGACCCCAGGUGGAGAGAGUGGUGCGCGAGUUUCUGUCCCCCGGGACCCCCAGCGACCAGCCUGUGGUGUGCCCCACACCAGGGGAGGAGAGGCAGGACAGCUACAUACCAGCUCCAGGCCCCUCGUCCAUCCCGGCCGCCACGGCCGCCAGCGAUGCUAUGUCCAUCCUAGACACCAUCAGCUCCCUGAACCAGGAGGCCAGCACCCGGGGCGGGGGGGACCGGGCGGGGGAGCGCAGCAGGAAGGCCGGCCCCACGGCAGCGGGAGAUGGCGGGCUGGAGAGGGACCCCUCUCAGGAGGAGCUGGCCCAGGAGAUGGAGGCCGGGGAGCAGGACAUGAGCCUGGGGGAGGAGGCGGAGGAGAAGGGGGAGGGCUGGAGCGAGGAGCAGCCCGGGUCGGAGGCCCAGGCUCGGGAGGUGGAGAUGGAGGUCACCCCCGAGGCGAGCGACCCGGAGAAGCAGGGGACGGAAGGGGAGGAGGAGUCCAAGGAGCCGGCGGAGGAGGCCAGGGAGGUCAAGGCGGAGGAGGGGAGAGACAGGGCCAGCGGGAAGCCUGCAGGGAAGGCUAGAGAGGAUGGGGAGGCCCAGAAAUCCCCCAGCGAGAAACAGCACAUCCGGCAGAAAGCCAGGGAGAGCUUAAAGGAAGAGUACUCCUUGGAGGACUCUGACCUAGACGGAUUGAGUGACAUCACGGUGAGCUCCGUCCACACCAGUGACUUGUCCUCCUUCGAAGAGGAGAGCGACGAGGACCCACAGCCGUCCGACUCAACAGAGGAGGGCGAGAUCACUUCGGAAGAUGAGAAGAUUGAGAAGAAGCCUCAGGCCGCGAGCAAAGAGGAGAGCAAAGAGCGCAAGCCCCGCGGCGGUCGCCAGGCCUACGUCCACAAGCCCUUCCUGUACUCCCGUUACUAUAGCGACUCGGACGACGAGAUCACCGUGGAGCAGCGCCGGCGCUCUGCUGCCAAAGAGAAAGAGGAGAGGUUACUGAAGAGGCAGCAGAACAGGGAGAGGCUGGAGGAGAAGCGGAGGCAGAAAGUGCCCCAGUCUCAGGAGACCGAGGAGGGCGGGUCCGAACCCGCCUCCCCGAACCCGGAACCACAGGGACCCAGUGCCAAGGAGGCCCGCAAGCAGAAGAAGGUUCUGGAGAAACAGGUGGCCCUCAGCAGAAAGAGGAAGAGAGACUCCAGGAAGGAGGACGAGACGGAGGCGUCAAGGGGUGGCUACCCCAAGAGCCAGCAGCCCAAGCCGGUCAGAAGGGCGUCUGAGUCGGCCACGUCCGAGGAGGGGCGUAGGAGGAAGAGCGGCAGCGUCUCUGAGGAAACUCCAGCAGGGGGCGCUGGCGAGCAGAGGAAGCCACUGGUGGACCGGAGCAGGACGCACUCCUUCAUCCUGGACCUGGAGCUGGGCUCCGAGGGGCUGCUGAGGCAGAGGGCCGGGGGCAAGUUCGACAGGCACCCCAAGCACCCCAGGGAGAGGGGCGAGAAGGAGCACAGCCUGUCGGACGAGCGGAGCAAGCACCGGCCCAGAGCCGAGGACGACCGGGCCGACAAGAGGAGCAGGAGCAAGGCGGACCGCAAGAGCUCCAGCACCAGCAGGGAGGUCCGCACCUCCCUGUCGGAGGCAGGCACACCGGAGGAGGGUGCGAAGAGGCCGAGGGGUGCGUCUGUGGACUCCCCCAAAACGGAGAAGGCCAAGGGAGAGAAGGGGGCGCAGAGGAGCGACCCCAGACAGCCAUUCCUGCUGGACUCGGCGGGCUCCUCUGAAGACAGAUCGGACAUGGAGCCCGGGGGGGAGGGAGGCAAGAGGAAGGACCGGCUGCCCAAGGACAUGCUGAAGCGUUCGAAGAGUCACUCAGAGGAGAGACACCCCGACAGGCCCAAGGCCAAACCAGAGAGCAGGGACGCCGCCUCCGCCACCCCCACCACCCCCACCACCCCCGCCGACCGCAGGCCCAGAGCCGACCCCGGCGACAGGGCCGGCUCUGACUCCGAUGCCGACCGCACGCCCAGAGAUGCCGAGCCCGGGUCAAAGGUCAAAGCGGCCGUGGCGGACAAGUCCAGGUCCCGGUCCAGGGAGGACCCCAAAGCCCAGGCUGCCCCGAGGGUGGAGAGGAAGGGCUCCGCCCCCGAGGCCAAGGGCAAAGCUCCCAAGCCCAGCGGCCGGCCCGACUCCUCCAAGGAGAAGAGGAGGGAGAGCACCUGCAAGGAGGACAGGAGGAGGGAGGGGAGGGAGGAGGAGAAGAGCAGGAAGGAGCCCGAGAGAAAGAGCAAAGAGGCCGAGAAGAAAGGGGAGGAGACCCUGGGUGACAGGAGGCGGGGCUCCAGAGGAGACUCCUCCCUGUCCCCGCCCAUCCUCAGCACCCCAGAGCCCGCCCCCACCGUAGUCCCUGUGCCAGAAGACAAUAACAUGGAUGCCCAGGCUGCGCCCACCGCCAGCGCCAUCGGCGUAUCGUACGACACCUUUGAUGCCUUGAGUGACAUCACCCCCGAACCCGAGGACGAUGAGCUCGUGUUCGGCGAAGGCACGUUGAUCGUGGAAGACGAGGACGAGACGGCCUCCUGGCCUGCGUCGACCGAAGCGGACACCACCGUGAGUUGCGCUGCGGAGCCCGGGCCCUCAUUGGACGGCAGGUUCAGCCAGGGAGGAAGUGAGGUCACAGACGCGGGUGAGCGGGCGUGGGCGGUCGGCGUCACCGGGGAGGGGGACUCGUCAGUGCGUCCCCCUGGUGGUGAUUUCAGGAUGAUGCGCACGCAGUCUGAGAUCUCCAUGCGGGAGGCCGCGCUGACGCUGCUCUCCAUGGACCCUGACACCACGACAUCACAAGACGUCAUCAUGGAGAUGACCUCGCCUGCACCGCGGCACCUGGAGAGUCCGCUCACGCAUCGCCACGGUGAAGAUGCAGGGGAUCCAAGCGACAGGACGACCGCUGCCCUGACGGCCACAGAGCCAUGGUCUGUGCCCGCAUCACUGGAAACUGACACACCCGUUCACGGUGUUUCUGACACAGUCAUGGAGGAGACACAUAUCCCUGAAGUCACAUCAAGGGAGGUGACCUCACAGGAGGAAGCGGAAAAGGACUCUGGGAAGAAGGGAGCAGGCCGCAGAGGGAGGUCUCAGAGAAGCACAGCCUCAGACGAGAGUGAAGCUGCUCCAUCGCAGGGUGAGGGGGCAGCUGGCACCAUGGAGGACAAAACCGUGAUCAGCACCGAAAUGGAAGAAACUCUUCCCGGUGGGGUCAGCACUGAAACAGACGAAUCACGUCCUAUUGCUGUCAGCGCCAAAACAGAAGAAUCACAACCCACGGUGCUGAGCAUUGAAACAGAAGAAUCACAACCCAUGGUGCUCAGCAUUGAAACCGAAGAAUCACAACCCAUGGUGCUGAGCAUUGAAACCGAAGAAUCACAACCCAUUGCUGUCAGCAGUGAAACAGACGCGACACAUCCCGCUGCUGUCAGCGCCGAAGCGGACGAAACUCUUACAACUGUGGUCAGCACUGAAACAGCAGAAGCUCAUCCAGCUGGCAGUGUGCUCCAGCCCUCUUCUGAGGAGAGUCCAUCAGCUGAAGCCAAGGACGAGGCGUCGGCCGUGACCGAGGAGGCGGAGAGGCAGACGGAGAGCAUGGAGCGGUCCGACGGAGGCGCCGUGCGCACGGAGCGGUCUGCAGAAAUGCUGCCAGCUGAAUGCAGACCUCACACGGAGGGUGAGAAGGGGUCGGGUCCUGCCAAAGCGGAUGAAAGAGGCACCGAUUUACAGCAGAAAGAGGAGAAGGAAGAAGAGGAGGUGCCCGCGGAACGCAAGGGAGGACGGCCUAAGACCGCCACCAAGGAGACUGGGAAAAGACCAGCCCAGGAGAAGGAGGAGUCUGAGUCUGAGGAGCAGUCAGACCAAGCAGAGGAGAUCCGUCCAACACGGAGAGGGCGCCCGCCCAGGAUAAUCAAACAAGCCAGUAGAGGGUCAAAGAGCGACACAGACAGCCAGGAGCGCAGCCCGGAGAGGUCUGCUGAAGACAAAGAAACGGAGGAUGUGAAAGAGACGAGAGGCCGUAGGGGACGGGCCUCCCAGAGCGCCUCCACUCCCCAGAAGGGCUCCACCCCCCAGAGGGACACCAGCAAGACCAGGAAGGAGGAGAGCGAGGAAACCGCAGCACCAGGAGGGGCUCAAAAAGCUAAGAGUGAUGAUGAAGGCGAGAAGGCCGUAGAACCCAAAACUCCACGACGAGGAAGGCCACCGAAGACCACAGCGCCCUCACUGAGGGGAACACGGUCCUCAUCCCAGGAGCAGGAAGAGGAGAAGGAGGGGGAAGGGAAGGACACAGAGGAGCGUGAGAGGGCAGAAGAUGCACCGGCUCGUCGAGGAAGAAGUUCUGGCACUGCAGCGAAGACCACCGACGAGGGUGGGCAGCAGAAGGAGGAGGCGGCGAGGGAGGGCACCAGUGAAGAACAACGGGAGAAGGAGGAAGAGGAGAAGAGUGAUCAGAAGAGAGGCGGUCGCCGAGGAAGGCCUGCUAAAGCUCCGCUUACCGUAAGCACGCGCCCAGAGGAGGCAUUGGAGCAGAGAGAGGCAAAGGUGGAUGGAGAGAACUCUGAACCCAAAGAAACCACUGACGCUGGUAAACGUGCGGUUAAGAGGAAGAGGAGUGAGGAGCGCGAGGACUCGGCAGAGGAGGGCCAGCUGGAGGGGGCGGAGCCAAAGGAGGAGGGUGCUAAGAGACAAACAGUGAGGAUUCCACGAGAGGACAGCACGAGUCAGUCCGAUGGGCAGGAGGAUGUAAAAGAAGACAGCUCCAAUGACAAUAAAACUGAUAACGAUGAGGACAAGGAGCAGCCUCAGAAGAAGAAGGCCACACGCAGGGGAAGGCCCUCCAAAACGGCCGUGGCCUCAGCGGAGGACUCAGAAAAGAAAGACCAAAAGGCCACGGAGACGGAGGAGGAGCAGGAGGCAGAGGAAGACACGGGGGAGGAAGAGGAGGAGACUCAGACGAGAGCCACCACGCGCUCCGCGACUCGCCUGGAGGCUGAGAGAAACAAGCCCAGCAAACCCUCCACCCGCGCCCUGAGCAAACUCCGCGGGAAAGAGGAGACCACUCCGACACGCGGGGGGCGGGGGCAGGCGCUGAAGGCCGGACGCAAACGCGAGACCAGCCCCCCCACCCCACGCACCCGGGGGGGGCAGAAGGCUGAGGAGCCCCCCGCCAAAAGAAAGCGCUGAACAUCACAGGGACCCCGUUGCCCUUCACCCCCCACCCCCCACCAAGAGGACCAAACCAAGGAGGAGAGCCCACCUGUUCUUUUUUUUAAC